AUGUCUUCAACCGACGAAUCCCCUGCUCAACGAGCAGCCCGAUUACGGCGCGAACGCCGCGAGGCCAAGAUAAAGGAGGGAGGAGCGUCUCGUUUAGACAAAAUCACAAACUUGAGCGGACGAACACCCUCAAAAGAUCGCGAUGAUGCAUCACCGUCUCCUUCCCCACAGCCCCCUGCUGCUGCCCCCUCUCCAAGCCCCGAACCACGACCAACGCCGCAACAAGCACAACAAACAUCUAGUCAAGCACCACCACAGCCGAGUGUCGUAGAUGCAACUCCAGAUGCGUUCCGCGAACAGCAAGAAGCUCUCCGUGCCCUCCUCCGCCAACCAGACCCCUCUCAACAGGAGGGCGGCGAAGAAGAAGACCCGACCUUGAAACUCUUGAACUCUCUCAUGGGCGGAAUGCCUGGUGCCGCUCAAGGUGCCAAUCCCGGUGGGGAUGCUGGCGGAGAUGCUCCAGGUGGUAUCCCUCCGGGACUUGCAUCUUCACUUGGUCUUCCGCCGUGGAUGGCGGACGUGCUUGGCUCUGCGACCCAGCCACCGUCUGAGGAGCAAAAGAAGGCUACCCUGACCUGGAAGGUUCUUCACAUUCUGUUUUCGGUGGUGCUUGGAGUCUACAUUGUUUUUCUAGCCAGUUCGUCCGUUGCAACGUACGGCAAACAACCGCCACCUCCAGCCACGGCACGGAACCCGUUCCUUUUCUUUACGACGGGAGAGCUCGUGUUGAGCGGGGCGAGGAUCAUUAUGAAGAAUGGUGGGCCACCUGGGCCAUUUCUUUAUAUUCAGCUGCUACGAGACUUUAUUCGCGAUGGCAGUAUUGUUCUCUUUUUGUUUGGGAUGGGCUCUUGGUGGAAUCAGGGAUGGUAA
Messenger RNA from Aspergillus puulaauensis, 870 nucleotides. RefSeq lists its product as uncharacterized. The record is from RefSeq and is a predicted model, not a curated record. The coding region runs from base 1 to 870 and encodes 289 amino acids. Gene Ontology annotation, biological process: retrograde vesicle-mediated transport, Golgi to endoplasmic reticulum. Lineage: Eukaryota; Fungi; Ascomycota; Eurotiomycetes; Eurotiales; Aspergillaceae. The transcript is spliced from 2 exons.